ACACACACACACACACACACACACACACAUACACAGCAUCAUGUGUUAUGUAAUUUCUAUGUUUAUGUAUUUUCUGUAGCUGACAAGGGAUGGUUGGAAGGUCCUGUUUCUGUCGGUCCGAUGAACAUUCACAGCUAUGUGUCACAUGAAAUGAAUGCAACAACAGUGAAAGCACUGCCGCAACGUGAAAUCUGCAGUAUUUUCAGUCAAGAGGAAGAACAUAUGGAGGAUCAUAUUGAUCACUAUAUAUUACAGGCGUUAGAUGGUUUUAUUCUUGUUCUUUCGUCUGCUGGUAAUGUGUUGUAUGUGUCUGAGACAGUAAGUGGAUACCUUGGCCUUUCGCAGGUUGACCUUCUUGGUCGUUCUCUGUUUGAGUACGUUCAUGUACAAGAUCACCAGGAGCUGAAGGAAGCUUUGAAGCCACCCAGAGAGCCAUGCCAUGGUGACAACAGCAAGAAGAGUUUGUCUGGGAUUGGAGACAUGCCAACAAAGAUUGGACCAGGAAACAAAUUUUGCUCCGGACGACACGUUGGCUGCAGCAAUGAGCGAAACUUCUUUCUUCGAAUCAAAAAUAUUUUGAACAAGAAAGGUGGUGAGAGAAAUGGAAUCAACUGUCCGGGGUAUAAGGUAAUCCAUUUGGCUGGACGGACGAGAUUUGCUGUCGGAGAGGAAGAGAAUCCGAAUUUUCUUGGUUUGUUGACGGUUUGUAAGCCAUUAGAUCCACCUCCAAUGGUGGAGGUUAGUCUGUCGUCGCAUCUAUUCAUGUCACGUCAUAGUCUGGAUUUGAAGUUCAUUUUCUGUGAUCAGAGGAUUUCACAACUCACCGGUUAUCAUCCAUCAGACAUGCUCGGUCGUGUUAUGUACCAUUUCCAUCAUCCCAACGACAUGUCCACAAUUGCUGGAUGCCACACAAAUUUAAUUGCAAAGGGCCAAUCUGUGAGCAAGUCUUAUCGUUUCUUGAUGAAGUCUGGCGAGUGGAUUUGGCUGCAAACGAGUGCUGUCAUUGCGUACAACACACGAUCACAGAAAGCACAGUUCAUUACGUGCUACAACUAUGUGAUAAGUGAGGAAGAGGGGAAAGAGUAUUUACGGGAGUGCGGAGAAUUGACCGACGAUUGGAAGAAAAUGCGUCCGGUAGUUGAGCUUAAUUUUGGACAGCAACAACAGCAAUCUGGAAAACCACGCAAAGGGAAGCUACUGAAGUCUAGCACAUCGUCUAAUUCUGUGAACAGUGAAGUGGCUUUGCAGGCAAAGACAAUGAAUGACGUGCCAGGAGAUCCUGCACAGCGUGAUGGACAGACAGCAUCUACCACAUCUAUUGUUCUCACUCCUACUAUACUACAUCCAUCUCUUGAACUCAAAACGCUCACUCCAAGUCCCAUCAAUCCGUCUCAGCCAUAUGAACUGGAAAUCUUUGACACAAACAAGAAAGGUCUAGGAGAAGCCAUAGCUCAGACCUACAUCAAGAAUGUGAUUGAACGAAAAUCGAGCGACGAAAACAAGCCACUCCUGAUGACUGAUAUUCCAGCGAAUAUGGUGUGUGAUGGAUCGUCGGUGAAUGGAGUUGUUGUGUCACAGAAAACGAAAAGAAGGCGAAUAAUCGAUGUGAAAGGCAAGCCUGACACUAAAUCGACACACAGUCUACCAUUUUCUGUGCCUAGUACCGAACAUAGGAUUCCUAAUACACUGGACAGCGAAAUUCCGAGCGAGCUGACUGAGUUGCUAUCCAACUUUCAGUCAUCUCCCGAACAGGAUGCCGAGGAGAUAAAACCAUCUGAUAGCAACGGUGUCAUACCAGAUAUCACGUCCACCUACCACCAUGAGGCAACUUUCUUUCAACAAAUGUGUCAGCUUCCGUCCAAUGGCCAAUCGAUGUUCAACUCCAACUUUCCUCCUAUGACAUCACAUCCGGUUAUGACAUCACAUCCGGUUAUGACAUCACAUCCGGUUAUGACAUCACAUCCGGUUAUAUCGUCUCAUCCAGUAAUGAUGUCACGUCCUGUUAUGAUGUCACGUCAAGGGAAGAUGUCACAUCCGGGUACAACGUCACAUCCGGGUAUGACGCCACAUCCGGGUAUGACGGUGCAUCCGGGUAUGACGCCGCGUCCGAUGUUUCAACCGCAACUCCCGCCGUUGCUUCCAGCUUGUUCGACUUCCGGUACUAACGGAGUGUAUGAUAGCGCACAGACGUGGCUACCAAACCGUCCGGUCAUCAUUCCUCCCGGUGGAUACGGGUCGACGGGAUAUCCUCCAUUCCUGAGCAACGACCGCGGUAGUAGUCGACGCUCGGGUGUUUGCUCCGUCCACCAGCCUUUCUGUCAACUUCCGUGUACGGGAACUUUGGGUGCAUCCGGGGGAUCGUCGUCCAUGAAGGUCGGAAUGCGACAGUCGCCCGCGGAGUCCUGCUCGCCGCACGUCGCAGGAGACUGAAGAUCUCGUCCUUACCGAAAGGUAACUUGUACAUAAGGCGAUGGGACAAAAAGCUGUUGCUAUUUAUAUGAUCAAAGAGCGGCACGCGAUUAGUAAGGAAUUGAGCUAGCGCGCGCUUGUUUUCGUGACGUCAUCAGGUGGUGAAGUUAAGGAUUGUUUUACCUACUCUCUGUUGCAAUAGUUGUUUUAGUGCUGCUGCGAGGUAGUGCGCGCAUAUAGCGCAAGUGUGGCUUGAUUCGUCGGUUUAUUGAGUAGGAACCGUCUCUACUAGAGAGCCGUUUGCAGUAGGAGAACAUCUGACUAUAUUUCAAAUAUUACAAUACCUCUUCAGUCAUAA
Corticium candelabrum is the source of this 2767-nucleotide messenger RNA. Its product is annotated as single-minded homolog 2-like. Gene Ontology annotation, biological process: regulation of DNA-templated transcription. NCBI's taxonomy places the organism in Eukaryota, Metazoa, Porifera, Homoscleromorpha, Homosclerophorida, Plakinidae. Gene Ontology annotation, molecular function: DNA-binding transcription factor activity, RNA polymerase II-specific; RNA polymerase II transcription regulatory region sequence-specific DNA binding. The record is from RefSeq and is a predicted model, not a curated record. Bases 121 to 2430 code for a protein of 769 amino acids. Gene Ontology annotation, cellular component: transcription regulator complex; nucleus; cytoplasm. The transcript has 10 exons.